This is a messenger RNA of Xyrauchen texanus (razorback sucker), 4942 nucleotides long. It is a transcript of the gene abi2a, whose product is annotated as abl-interactor 2a. The record is from RefSeq and is a predicted model, not a curated record. The transcript is spliced from 12 exons. Bases 105 to 1799 code for a protein of 564 amino acids. Gene Ontology annotation, molecular function: SH3 domain binding. Lineage: Eukaryota; Metazoa; Chordata; Actinopteri; Cypriniformes; Catostomidae. Gene Ontology annotation, cellular component: lamellipodium.
AACGCGCUUCCCUGGUUCUCCCAAAAGCUCAGUGGGAGGUGAAGCCGCCGUACGCCCUGUCGCACCGUACGUUGUUCAAGGCAGGCGCGUGGAGUGAUGCAAAGAUGGCGGAGCUGCAGAUGCUGCUGGAGGAGGAAAUUCCAGCGGGUCGCAGGGCGUUACUGGACAGUUACACCAACCUCGAAAGAGUCGCCGAAUACUGUGAAAGCAGCUACGUGCAGUCUCCAGACAAGCACAUCGCUCUAGAGGAAACCAAGAACUACACAACUCAGUCCCUGGCCAGCGUAGCCUACCUGAUCAACACACUCGCCAACAAUGUGCUGCAAAUGCUUGAUAUCCAGGCGUCCCAGCUACGUCGCAUGGAGUCCUCCAUCAACCACAUCUCUCAGACAGUGGACAUCCAUAAAGAAAAAGUGGCAAGGCGGGAGAUUGGUAUUCUCACAACCAAUAAGAACACCUUCCGCACCCAUAAAAUCAUUGCUCCAGCCAAUCCUGAGAGGCCCGUGCGGUACAUUCGCAAAUCUAUCGACUACAGCGUCAUGGACGAUAUCGGUCAUGGUGUGAAGUGGUUGCUUAGAUUUAAGGUCAGUAACCACAAUAUGAAAAUGGGCAGCCUUCCUCGUACCACACCUCCCACACAGAAACCACCCAGCCCCCCAAUGCCAGGAAAGGGCACCAUAGGGAGGCAUUCCCCCUACAGAACACUUGAACCUGUGCGUCCUCCUGUGGUACCUAAUGACUACGUCCAAAGCCCCACACGCAAUAUGGUGCCCAUGCAGCUGCAAAGUCCUGUGCGCACCGCGUCGGUUAAUCGGAGGCAUCGUACUUACAGCAGCGGGAGCAGUGGCGGCAGUCAACCCAGCAGCAGUCGAAGCAGCAGUCGUGAAAACAGCGGCAGUGGCAGUGUAGGCGUUCCCAUUGCAGUACCCACACCUUCUCCACCCAGUGCCUUCCCAGCUGCUGUUGCUGGUCUCUCCAGUGCACCCUUAAUUCCAACUAACUCCACACAGCCCUUGGUCACUUCCUCUAGUUUAACCCCUACCCAACCCUCACUCAGCCCCACUGCAGUCACCGAGUCUCUCCCCACUCACCCCGACACCACUGAAAGCUCUCUGGCCCUGGCUAAGGGCUGUGAACCCUCCCAACCACCCUUCACUUCAGCUGCAGCUUGUGCUACAACCAGUCCUGAAACCGGCGGUCCUCAGUUCUACAGUAUGAACAGGCCCGUCCCCAGACAGAUCACACCCACAGUGGGUGGGUCUCUGCCAUAUCGCCGGCCACCCUCAAUCACGGGCCAGGCUUCCAUGCCCCCCAACCAGCAAAACGGAGGACCCUAUUACAAUCAGAACCAAGCCUCAGUCACCCCCCCUCCCCCAUCCAUCCUGCAGAUCACACCCCAGCUUCCACUGAUGGGUUUUGUGGCUCGUGUUCAGGAAACCAUUUCAGAUUCACCUCCCCCACCUCCCCCUGCAGAAGAGCCUGUGUCUGAGACGACGCAGCAUCAUCAAACUCCUCCUCCUCCUCCAGUGGAGUAUGAGGAAGGGGAGUCUGCUGUGGUGGAGUACAGUGACCCGUACGCUGAAGAAGACCCACCCUGGGCUCCUCAAACCUAUUUGGAGAAAGUGGUGGCAAUCUACGAUUACAGUCGAGACAAGGAAGAUGAGUUGUCUUUCCAGGAAGGGUCCAUCAUCUACGUGAUUAAGAAGAAUGAUGAUGGCUGGUUUGAAGGCGUGAUAAACAGCACUACAGGACUCUUCCCUGGAAACUACGUUGAGUCCAUCGUGCACUACAAAGAGUGAGAAUGUCAUCUGGCUUAACCCCUCAACACCAGUGAUAAUCUUACCAGGCAGAGAAUUGUAUGAAUUCAAACUACCAUGCUAAUAACCAGGCUGUCUUCAGAGACGAGUGGAGAACACUUUACUGUUGUGAAGCUGAAUAUUCAAACUUAACAGCCUGAAGGACAUUGAGAUAACUCACACUACUAGAUGAAGUGUAUAUAUAUUGAUGACAAUAAAAACCAUUAACGAGUUUACUGUUACUGGAAAUGAAGGUUAGGAUGUCUAUAAGCUAGAACUGGAGUGGGUACCAUUGUUGUCUUCUAGUUUAUAACCUUUGCUCAUUCCACAUUGCUGUGUUUUGGGAGGCAGAACUGGGGCUGACUGAAAUUGAUUAUUUUUUUUGGAAUAACCUGAGGUUGGUUCAUGGUGUUUUACAGUGAGGUGUUGUACAAAAAGGGAAUUAAUUCCAAUCAUAUUGUACUUGAAGCUUUGAGCCUUCACGAGGAACAGAGAAAGUGUGGAAUUGAUUAGACUGAAUAUCGAGAAGUUGUUUUCUAUUUAUUCCAUGUUGUGACAACUUUUUUUAUUUGUGUGUAAAGUCUAUGUAAAGUAUUGUCUGAUUUAGCUGGUAUCUUCACUAUCUAAUCUAAUUCAUUUAAUUGAAAAUGUAUAUUUGUGACCAAAGUGCAAAAAGUAAAAGUUUUGUCCACAUUGGGACAGACUCAUUUGCACACAUCAACCCAUGGUUACCUUUUACCAUAAAUGUAUUUCAUGCAUUUACAGUUUUAAUCCACUCUGCUGUUUAUAAAUUGUGAUAUGGUUUGUCAUUUUGAUGUUAACUUAAGAAUCAGUCAGCCCCAACACACAUGCAGUACUAGACAAAUCUAAUAACCCCAUGAUCUUUUUUUUUUUACUUUUAAAUAUUGUGUUGAUGUUAACCAAAUGCCUAAUACUGGUUAAUAUUUGCUAUGUAUAUGUAGACUGCAUGCUUAAUAAAAACAAACUACUCAUAUUUCAAUUGGGUUUUUUUUUUUUUCUAUUUCUCUCAUUUUGCUCUCAAAAAUAUUUCAUUUGCUACACUAUUGCUCUUUGUGAGUGCUUAUGAAGAAUUAAACUUACUCUUAUUGCAGACAUUUGUACACCUAAUAAGUAAAAUCUUUUCGAUAUUUCGAAAUACCUGACAUACAAAUGGAAAUCUGCCUAGCAGUCUAUGUAAAUUAUUUCUUAAAAAAAAUCCAUAUCCUUAUAAUUAUGAACGACUGAAAAAUUAAUCGGUAAAAAGUGUGGGAACCCUGUAUAUCAUUAGCUUCUCAUUACUCAUUUGUUGUUGAUGCUUGUUAUACCCUGUUAAAGGGUCAGUAAACCAGCCUGUGGGUGUCUGAGUGUGCCAAAAUCUGCUGAACACAAAGAUUUUUAAAAGAAUAUCUCUGCUCUGUUGGUCCUUUUACAAUGCAAGUGAAUGAUGAUCAAAACUUGACAAAGUCAGCAUAAAAUUAAUCCAUGUGACUCCAGUGGUUUAAUCAAUGUCUUCUGAAGUGAUUCAGUUGGUUUUGUGUGAGAACAGCCCAAAAUAUAACCUCUUUUUCACUAUAAAUCUUGACAUCAGCAGUCUCCUUGGCAUUCAUGGUUUCAAGCUCCAUUAAGAAUCUAUCCCUUCUGAAGACAUGGAUUAAACCACUGGAGUCAUAUUUAUUACUUUUAUGAUUUUAUCUCCUUUUUGGAGUUUUAGAGUUCUGGUCACCAUUCACUUGCAUUAUAUGGACCUACAAAGCUAUCAUAUUCUUCUAAAAAUAUAUUGUUUGUGUUCAGCAGAAGAAAGUCAUUCACAGAGUGAGUAAAUGAGUGAAAAUUCAUUCUUGGGCGAACUGAAGAUGUGUGAUGUGGAAAUUAAGUCCAAACUUUACCACCUUACUGUGAGGAUUAAUUUGGGUGCUCUUGAAGUGUUUAAAUACAUUGUCGUGCCAUUUUGUAAUGUUAUUGAAAUCUGUGUACAAGCUAUUCUUUGACCAUCACUUUUCAGUAGUUUACAGGUUGGCAGGAUCUCUAAAUCUCCAUCAUGAAAUUUUAUUUGACUCAAUCGUUCAAAGGUGGAGGUUUCACUAGCAGGGUAGAACGAGGUGCUAAGUAUUCCUCGCUCUACCCUGCAGUAAUACCUGACAUAAUGUGACAUUCAGAGGUUUUAGUGUCACUCGUACCACUGUCUGGGGUAAACACCACAGAAAGAUGAAUGUUUUUAUUUUAACAUGAAAAGUGAUUUUUGUAAACAUGUAAAAUUAUAAUGGUUGAAUAUUUUUUGUGUGCAAAUACAUAUAUCCUGAAUAAAAAUGUGGACAUCUGGAUUUCAAUGUGUCAAAGGGUGUAACUGAAACAAAAUUCUUAAAUGCAUUUUAACCUUUUCCCUUCCAGUACUCCAUUAGUGACUUUUAUUAUAUUUUCCAAACUUCCUCACUCCUUAACAAGUGUUUCACUUCCAUGUGCCAGACCCAGAGGUGUAUCGGUACUGACAAACUAAUUAAAAAGUGGUUUGAUAAUGUUGCUGUUUAAUACGCACUGUGUAUUUCAGUUUUUCUCAAUUGCUUUGGCUCAAUUCUCAAAUUAGAUUUUUUUUUUUUCAAAACAUUAAGUUCAAAUCUCUGAACAAUUAGUUUCUUGUUCUCACCAGAUUUGAAUUUCUUAUUAAUUUAAGCAAACUGCAAGAGUAAGUACAUAUGUCUACAGUUUGCACAAUAACUAUAAAUAAAUGCUCAUGGCUUGCUGGUCAAAACUGAUGAGUUGAUUCUCAGUGAAAUUGUCAUACUCUUCCCACCUUCUAAACAUUCUGUCAUCGUGUGAGCCAUCACAUGCAAAAUCAUCCAUUCAGUUAUCAUAAUCUGUCAGACAGAUAUGUAUAUUCCAUAAAUAUCUAUGACAUGGAAUGUUUGUGAUGUCUGCUAAAUCUCUGACCAGACCAACAAGAGCGACGAGAUGUCCACCAAUAGAUGUGAACUUUGUGUUACGUAGUGCGAGGAGGUACAGUUUAUUGUUCUUUAAUAGAGCUACCACAGGUUUUGUCAUUGUUUUUUUUUUUUUUUUGCAUGGAUCUCAUUUUGUGGCAAUUUUCUGUUCACUGUAUAUGACUUUACAUGUAAGAAAUGUGUAAAAAUGGACAUGUGAAUGUAACACAU